CGGUGCGCCUGCGUGCUGGAACACACCGAGCGGCGGACCGCGCGCGCGCUGGCCGGACCGGCGGCAGAGGCGGGGGGGCGACGAGCUGGGGGGGGUCCCGCACGGUAACGGUGGCAAGUGACGCUUUUGGCGCGAUGUCGCGCGGGAUAACGGGAGCCUAAAGAGCAGCGGCGGAAGGAGCAGGAGGAGGAGGAGGAGGAGGGCGCGCGGACGGACGGUCGAGGAUGCAGCGCUGACGGCCCGAUUGGUACCCGGGAGGAGCGGAGCGCAGCAUCCGAGCCCGCUGGAUCGGAGCCGAUCGGAUGUGAAGCCGCAGAGGUUUCUGAUUCGGUCGGCGGGGAGAAGGAGCGAGGAGCGGAGCAACAAAACGGAGGAGAGAGCGCGAGGAGGAGGAGGAGGGAGGCGGCGGAGGAAGAGGAGGAGGAGGAGGAGGAGGGUGGAGGAUGAAUCCGGCAGAUGGAGGAGGAGAAGCGGGCCCGGACGGCCAGGCGACGGCAGGUUCUGGUAAAGGGGAGUCUGUCCGGGCGGUCGAUGUCUUGACGGUGCUCAGAGAAAAAGUGGCCUUUGUGUCGGGUGGACGCGACAAACGAGGUGGACCAAUCCUCACCUUUCCUGCCAGGACCAAUCACGAUCGAAUAAAACAGGAAGACCUCAGCCGCCUGGUUACUUACUUAUCAACUAUCCCUAGUGAGGAUGUGCGUGCGCGUGGCUUCACGGUGGUGGUGGACAUGCGGGGCAGUAAGUGGGACAGCGUGAAGCCGGUGCUGCGGACGCUACAGGAGUCCUUUUCCUCAAACAUCCACACGGCGCUGCUCAUCAAACCGGACACCUUCUGGCAGAAACACAAGACCAACCUGGGCAGUGCCAAGCUGAGUUUUGAGACCAGUCUGGUGUCAGUGGAGGGUCUGUCCCGACUUAUUGAUCCCUCUCAGCUGACCUCUGACCUGGGAGGCUCGUUGGAGUACGACCAUGUGGAGUGGACUGAGCUGCGUCUUGGCUUAGAGGAGUUCUCAGGGGCUGCCACGCAGCUGCUAGCCCAGCUGGAGCAGCUGGAGGCCGGGCUGAGCCGCAUACCCGAGCCUCAGGACGUUGACGAGGCCCGCAAACUCCUGGAGGAGCACGCUCGCCUCCGCAACACCAUCGCCACCGCGCCCGUCGACGCCCUCGACCGAGAGGGGAGGAGCUUGCUUCAGCGGAUGCGCCUGGGGUCAUCCCACGGCGAAGCCGCCAACGAAAGCGGGGGCGGCGGGGGCACCUGGUUGUCAGGUGGAGCCGACUUCCAGAGCGUGGCGCCGAAGGUUUCGUCUUUAUUGGACCGGCUUCAGGGCGCUCGCACUCACUUACUGCAGAGCUGGGGCGAUAAGAAGCUGCACUUGGACCAGGCGCUGCAACUCCACCUGUUCGAACAGGACGCCACCAAGAUGUCAGAGUGGAUCGCUCACAGUAAAGAACUCUUCAUGCAGAGUCUGGCAGAAGUCGGUCAAAACCACCAGCACGCCCUCGACCUACAAACGCAGCACCAGCAUUUCACCGCCAACUGCAUGAACGGCAGUGUGAAUGUGGACAGCGUCGUCACCGUAGCUGCGAGGCUCGCCGAGGCUGGCCACUACGGAGCGGAGCGGAUCGCUUUGGUGUCGUCACGGCUACAGGAGGACUGGAAGUCAAUGACAAGUGCACUGGAGGAGCGCAGCAACAUGCUCGCCAUGGCAACCGGUUUCCAUCAAGGAGCAGAGCAGUUCCUCGCCCGAGUGGAGGGAUGGGUCAAGCUGUGCUCUGAGGGACCGUUGCCAUCGACGACAGCCGAGCUGGAGCCUGCAAUAAAGAAACACCAGGAGCUCAAUGAGGAGAUUUCCGCCAACUACACACAGGUCAGUGAAAGCGGGAAAGCGUUACUGGAGGUCCUUCAGCGUUGCCCAGCGACAGAUGCUGAUGAGUCAGCAACUAAGCCAGACUUCACUGCCGCCACACACUCCAUCAUGGGGGUUCUGCACCAGGUGAUGCAGGGUCAUCAUGAGGUAGAGGGGGCGUGGCAGCACCGUAAGCUCCGCCUCCACCAGCGCCUGCAGUUGUGUGUGUUUCAGCAGGAUGUUAAACAGGUGUUGGACUGGGUGGAGCAGCAUGGCGAGGUGUUCCUGAACAAACACACAGGUGUGGGGAAGUCCUUGCACCGGGCGCGGGCGCUGCAGAAGCGGCACGACGACUUCCAGCAGGUGGCGCAGAACACCUACACCAAUGCGGAGAAGCUUCUGGAGGCAGCAGACCAGCUGGCGCAGUCUGGAGAGUGUGAGGAAGAGGAGAUCUACCAGGCGUCCCGAGACCUGGAGCUGCGAAUGCAGGCCUUUAUUCAGCGAGUAGAGCAGAGGAAACUGCUGCUGGACCUCGCCGUGUCCUUCUACACUCACACCAAGGAGCUGUCCGCAUGGAUGGACGGCCUCCAGAAGCAGCUCUCCUCGGACCUCCUGGUGUGCCCGGACACGGUGGAGGCCCUGCAGGCUCUGAUCAGCCAGCAGCAGCAGCAGCAGACCAACACUCAGGAAGCUGCGAUGAGUGUCAUCCGGGAAGGAGAAGACCUCAUCCUGCAACUCAGGCCUCAGGGCAGCUCGGUGGCCCAUGUGGAAUCGGUUUUGCAGCAACUGGAAGAGUCUCACGUUCAGCUCGAGGAACUUUUUCACCAGAGGAAGAUCCGACUGGACAUUUUCCUGCAGUUCCGCAUACUGCACCAGUGCACACUGGAGGUAACAGGUGAGAUGGAUGCUUGGAAACAGGACUUGGAAAAGCAAUCCCAGGAAUUUUCCUCAGAGAAGGUCGCCUCAAAUCGUCUGGCUGAGACGAACCAGGACAAGCUGAGCCAGGACAAGCUGGCACUAGGACAGUCCCGGCUGGUGGAGUCCAGCCCGGAGGCGCUAACGCUAGCACAGCAGCGGAUUCACAGGCACAUGGAACGGAGGCUGGCGAUGAACAACAUGAUAUAUGAGGUCAUCCAGCAAGGCCAUGACCUCCAGCAGUACAUCUCGGAGGUGCAGGCAUCAGCAGGUAUCGAGCUGUCGGACGUGGAGGGCGGGCUCUCCGCUCAGGUGGAGGAGCUGCAGCGCCUCCUGCAGGACAAGCAGAAGGAGCUGCAGCAGAUCGCCGACCACGCGCACACGCUGCUGGAGCAGAACCUGCAGCUGAAGCACCUGCAGAGCCAGGUCAAGCAGGUGCUGGGCUGGAUCUCCGAGGGGGAGGUGAUGCUGUCCUCCUGCAUGCUGAAUUCCAGCUGUCUGUCAGAAGCGGAGCAGCUGCAGAGGGAGCACGAGCGCCUCCAACAGGCCAUCGAGGCUCUGCUGCACGCCGACUCCCUGCAGAGGACCCAUCAGGUGGCGCUGGCCCUGCAGCAGAGAGCCGAGCUGCUGGUCAGGUCUGGCCACUAUGAUCCAGAUGCGGUGAGAUCCUGCGCUCAGACCGUGGCGCUGCAUUGGCAGACACUAAUGCUAAGGAUUGAAGACCGGCUCAAACUGGUCAACGCGUCGGCUGCCUUCUACAGGACAUCCCAACAGGUGUGUGGGGUCCUGGAGAGUCUGGAGCAGGAGUACCGUCGGGAGGAGGACUGGUGUGCAGGAGGAGAAAGGCAACCAGAGCUAAUGCUGCCGCUGAUCAAUAAACACAUGGAGCAGAAGGAGGCUUUUCUGAAGGCUUGUACUCUCGCGAGACGGAAUGCGGAAGUUUUUCUCAAGUACAUCCAUCGCAACAGCGUCACCAUGGCAAACAUCUCAGGCCACAGCAUCACUGUCUCCGGGGUCUCUGAGGUUACCGGCCAUUCCAGGGUGCCAGAACAACAGGUCAAAGGUAUCCUCAGUGAGCUGCUCCAGAGGGAAAACAGAGUUCUUCAUUUCUGGACGUUAAAGAAACGUAGAUUGGAUCAGUGCCAGCAGUAUCUGAUGUUCCAAACCCACGCACAGCAGGCUCUUGAUUGGUUGCAGCAGUCAGGUGACCAUUACUUGGCCACACAUACGUCACCAGGAGCAACCAUGGCUGAGACGCAGGAGCUGCUGAACCAGUACAGAGAGUUCUGCGUUUCUGCAAAGCACACACAGGAGAAGGUUCACCUGCUGAUCCAGCUGGCUGAGAGUAUGCUGGCUAAAGGUCACGCCCACCGUACUGAGCUCCGCCGCUGCGUUUCAACAGUGGAUAAGCGCUACCGCGACUUCUCCGUCAGGAUGGGACAGUAUCGCCACCUGCUAGAGACAGCGCUGGGAGGCUGCUCCCAGGACAAUAAAGACCUGGAGCUGGAGCUGAUCCCCAACAGUCUCUCUGACUCUGACCCAGAGGUCAACCUAUCUGACCCAAGUCACCAGGUCAGCGACGAGAAAAGACGUUCCGCCCGGAAAAAGGAGUACAUCAUGGCAGAGCUCCUUCAGACAGAACGAGUCUAUGUCAGAGACCUGCAGGAGUGCAUAGAGACGUACCUGUGGGAGAUGACGAGUGGUUCAGAAGACGUUCCACUCGGUCUCGCCAACAGUCACUACACGGUGUUUGGAAACAUUCAGGACAUCUACGAGUUCCAUAACAGUAUUUUCCUAAAGGAGUUGGAGAACUACGAGCAGCUUCCUGAAGACGUGGGACACUGUUUCGUCACCUGGGCUGACAAGUUCCACAUGUAUGUGACGUACUGCAGAAACAAACCAGACUCCAGUUUAUUGAUCCAGCAGCAUGGAGUGGGAUUCUUCGAGGAGGUGCAGAGGAGACACGGACUUGCUAACUCCAUCUCCUCGGCGCUGAUUAAACCGGUCCAGAGGAUCACCAAGUACCAGCUGUUGCUUAAGGAGCUGCUGGCCUGCUGCGAGGAAGGCAAGGGCGAGAUAAAGGAAGGCCUGGACGUGAUGCUGAGCGUCCCGAAGAGAGCAAACGACGCCAUGCACGUCAGCAUGUUGGAAGGUCUGGAGGACGGCGUGGAGGUGCAGGGAGAGCUCCUCCUGCAGGACUCCUUCCUGGUUUGGGAGCCGAAGUCUCUGAUAAGAAAGGGGCGGGACAGACACCUGUUCCUGUUUGAGCUGUCGCUCAUCUUCAGCAAGGAGAUUAAAGACUCGUCCGGCCGCACCAAGUAUCUCUACAAAAGCCGCCUGAGGACGUCUGAGCUGGGGGUGACGGAGCACAUAGAGGGGGAUCAGUGCAAGUUUGCUCUGUGGGUUGGACGGACGCCGACGUCGGACAACAAGACGGUUCUGAAGGCUUCGUCCCUCGAGCUGAAGCAGGAGUGGGUCCGCAGCAUCCGACAGGUGAUCCAGGAGAGGCGGGGCCACCUGCGCGGCGCUCUGAGGGAGCCCAUCCCCCUCCCAAAGACCCCCAACCCCACGCUGGGACGACAGCGCAGCAUCACGCGCAGGGAGACGAGCGAGGACGCAGACAGCCUGGGUGAUGCCAGCAGUCAGCCUGACACGGUUUCCAUCGCCUCACGAACGUCGCAGAACACCGCCGACAGCGACAAGCUCUCCGGCGGCUGCGAGUUAGUGGUGGUACUGCUGGACUUCACCUCUGGGGGGCCGGGAGAGCUGAGCGUCCGCUGCGGCCAGACGGUGGAGCUGGUGGAGCGCUCUGCAGACCGGCCCGGCUGGUGUCUGGUCAGAACCACGGAUCAGACGCCUCAGCAGGAGGGUUUGCUGCCCAUGAGCGCCCUCUGCCUGUCGCACUCCCACAGUGCAGGGGACAUGGAGGGGCUCCUCCCGGCCUCCACCACCUCCUCCAGCACCUCCUCCACCUGCACCACCACCUCCUCCUCUCUCAACUCCUCCUCCACCACCACCUCCUCAUCCACCGUGAGCGCGGCGAAGGAAUCCAGUCUGUACGGUUCUGAGGGUUCAGGCCUCCCAACCCAGACCAGCAGUCAAAGUGCCACCUCCCCCACUGUAGGUGGAGCUCCAGUAGGUGCAGUGGGCUCUCCGGGGCCCAAACGGAGCGGCUCUGGCACAGGCAACACGCUAAAGCGCUGGUUGACCAGCCCUGUGCGGAGGCUAAGUCAAGGCAAAGCUGACGGACAGAAGAAGCCUCCAAUCAGAGCCAGGAGGCGGGACAACAAGCUCGAGCUGGCCGCGCCCCUUACUGUAAACACGCAAAUGAAGGCAAGAAAAGAGGAGGCGGGGCAAAGUGGAGGGGAGGAGGAGCCUGAAGAAGAAAGCCACACCCCAUUACCUCCACCCAUGCAGAUUAUUAAAGACCCCAACAAUCCAGAGGCUCUGGACUCGGAUCAGGGAUCAAACGAGUCGGAUACGGAACAGAGAAACAAAGCGCUACGAGGACGAAUGUUUGUUGUUAAUGAGAUGAUCCAGUCAGAGAAGGACUACGUAAAGGACCUCGGAGUGAUUGUUGAGGGCUUCAUGUCCAGGCUGGAAGUCAGGGGGAUCCCAGAAGACAUGAGGGGGAAAGACAAGAUCGUCUUUGGGAACAUCCAGCAGAUCUACGAUUGGCACCGCGACUUCUUUCUGGUGGAGCUGGAGCGCUGCAUCCAGAACCACGAUCUGCUAGCCGACCUGUUCAUCAGACAUGAGCGCCGUCUCCACAUGUACGUGGUUUACUGUCAAAACAAGCCCAAGUCGGAGUUCAUCGUCAUUGAGUACGAGACCUUCUUUGAGGAGAUCCAGCAUGAGAUCAGCUGCAGGAUGUCCAUCAGUGAUUAUCUGAUCAAACCCAUCCAGAGAAUCACCAAGUACCAGCUGCUGCUGAAGGAUUUCCUCAAAUAUACGACCAAAGCAGGACUGGACUCUGAAGAGAUCGAGAAAGCCGUGGAGCUGAUGUCACUGGUUCCAAAGCGCUGCAACGACAUGAUGAACCUGGGACGCCUGCAGGGAUACGAGGGGAAGCUGACGUCUCAGGGGAAGCUGCUGCAGCAGGAGACCUUCUGCGUCUGGGAGCAGGACGGAGGGGUCUUGUCUCGCAGCAAAGAGCGCAGGGUCUUCCUCUUCGAGCAGAUCGUCAUCUUCAGCGAGCUGCUCCGGAAAGGCUCCAACAAUCCAGGAUACCAGUUCAAGAACAGCAUCAAGGUGACCUACCUGGCCAUGCAGGACAGCGUAGACGGCGACCCCUGUAAGUUUGUGCUGUGGUCCCGCGGCUCGGCGGAGCGCUUCACUCUACAAGCGUCCUCCGCUAGCAUCAAGAUGACCUGGGUGGACACCAUCGCCACGCUGCUGGACGCCCAGAACAACUUCCUCUCUGCUCUCCAGUCGCCUAUUGAGUACCAGAGAAAAGAAGGCGGGAUCUCAGUGACCCGUCCGCUGUCAUCGGGUCGACCGCCGUCAGCUCCGCCCACGCCCAACGGCCACGCCAAUCAGCCUCCUGCCGACAGUGAAGACGACCAGGAGCUGGUUCUGGUGCUGCAGGACUUCGUGGCCGUGCGGGAGGACGAGAUCUCCGUGUUCCGGGGAGAGAAAGUCCAGAUUCUAUCGUCCAACCAGCAGGGUCAGAGUCUCGUUUACAGGCCGGCCAACAGCGACUCGCCCGCCGCCGAGGGCUGGGUGCCACGGAGCGUGCUCAAAACACACUGACACAAACACACACUAACACUGCCUGACUGCAGGGUCGGACUCUCGUUUACCAACAUACACACACGGAAACGGCGCGCUAGCGGGGUCAACGGCGCAGACUGAACUCUUGAAGUAAGAUGGCAGUGUCGACCUUUGGUCCCCCCAAAAAUGAGAAUUGGCAACAAAGCAAAUUUAGGAUUCCACCAAUCGGAUCAAUUUGACAUUGUUCAUUUGACCCUUUAACACCGAGUUACGUGACCAUGUUGUCAUUUUUUUACGAAAAUCAAAAAUAGUUUGAAAGUCAAAACAUAAAGAAUUUUGGCCAUUUUGAAUUUUUUUCACACUUUUCAGAUUUUUAGGCUGGACUUUGAAUUUUGCUCAGAACGUUGUCAUUUUUAAAGGAAAAUCGGUCGUUUGUAAAAGUAAGUUUGUAAGUUGAAACAUGAAUAAUAUUAAUCAUUUUCAGCUUUUUUCCACACUUUUCAGAUUUUUAGGCUUGACUUAGAGUUUUGCUGAAACUUUGAGUUACGUGACCAUGUUGUCAUUUUUGAACAAAAACCAGUCGCUUGUAAAACUAAGUUUGAAAGUCAAAACAUAAAUAAUUUUAAUCAAUUUGAGCUUUUUCACACUUUUCAGAUUUUUAGGCUGGUCUUAGAUUUUUGCUGAAACUUUGAAAUACGUGACCACAUUGUUAUUUUUGAACAAAAAUCAGUCGUUUGUAAAAGUAAGUUUGUAAGUUGAAACAUAAAUAAUUUUAAUCAUUUUCCGCUUUUUUCACACUUUUCAGAUUUUUAGGCUGGACUUAGAGUUUUGCUGAAACUUUGAGUUACGUGACCAUGUUGUCAUUUUUGAACAAAAAUCAGUCGCUUGUAAAACUAAGUUUGAAAGUCAAAACAUAAAUAAUUUUAAUCAAUUUCAGUUUUUUCACACGUUUCAGAUUUUUAGGCUGGACUUAAAGUUUAGCUGAAAACCUUGAGUGAGGUGACCAUUUUAUCAAUUUUGAUCAACAAUCGGUCUAUGUUUGUAAAAGUACGUUUGAAAGUCAAAACAUAAAUAAUUUUAAUCAAUUUGAGCUUUUUUCACACUUUUCAGAUUUUUAGUCUGGACUUUUUUUUUUUUGCUCAGACGUUGUCAUUUUUAAAGGAAAGUCAGUCGUUUGUAAAAGUAAGUUUAUAAGUCGAAAAAUACAGAAUUCUAAUCAUUUUGAGCUUUUUUCACACUUUUCAGAUUUUUAGGCUGGACUUUGAGUUACGAGACCAUGUUGUCAUUUUUGAACAAAAAUCAGCUGUUUGUAAAAGUACUUUUGAAGUUGAAACAUGAAUAAUUUUGACCAUUUUGAAUUUUUUUCAAACUUUUCACAUUUUUAAGGUGGACUUAGAGUUUUGCUUAAAACCUUGAGUCAGGGGGCGAUUUUGUUAUUUUUUUAUUUUGUUUAUGUUCUUUGACCUAUUUAAACUUUUCAACCAUUGACAUGAUCAAUGUAAUUCCGGUAGAUUGGGAAGGAGAAAAGCGGAGCAAGCCGCUUUUCUCCUUCCCAAUCUACCGGAAUUACGUUGAUCAUGUUAACAGUUGAAAAGUUACGGUAUGUUAAAAAUUUUGCGUUUAAGCGUAAACGGCGACGCCUCAGGUGUUAAAGGGUUAAACAGUAAAUUGUUAGCGAAACAAAAAAAAAAACAUAUUUUUUACCAUUAAAACGCACUUCCAGGAAUGAUUUCAACCAAAGACGGUAUGUUGCUCUUCCAAAAAAAAAUCCCCCUCCCCCACAAUAGACUGUUUACUGAAAGGGCCCGUGUUUACAGACACCACCAGGUAUCAGUGCGAUUCAAGCAAUCAACCCAAAGAGAAGCAGUUUACUGCCAGAAGUCACAGAAAAAAAUGCAAAAAAAAAAAGCACAAAUUUAUUUGAGAAGCUGGAAGCUUUUGAAGUAACCGAGGACGUCCAGCUACCCCUCCCCCUCCCUGUCUAGUUCAGCGGGGGUGGCAAAAAAACGAAACACAUCCACCAUCUUAGUGCCUGGUGUGUUCCCUCUGGGCCAAAGCAACACGACAACUUUUAAAACACUCCAGACAUCCCUGUAGAACGCGGACCGGUCGGCACUGCCGCGCGUUCGACCCCCGACAGCUUUUUACACACUCAACACACGCAGCAGCAGCAGGUACUGUUAGCCUCCUACCGUCCUUCCUGGUGCUUCAACCCCUCCCCCCACGUUCACCCUCUGAACUCUGUCCAACCAGAUCUUCAGGCCUGCGGAGCAACCAAUCACACUCCCCGGUGACUUUACAGGAGGUCAUGUGACCUUUACGGCCAGGACUCGAAGCUAGCGUGGGAACCGGAAGACGAUCGGCCAAUCAGAACUGAGUGUUCAUAGUGUGUAUAAAGACUGAGAGCACACUCCACAUACAUACCACCAGUAUGAACAUUAAGAAAAUAGAUUCUGUUUUUCACCUUAAAAGAGAGAAAAAAAGAGAGAAGUUGUUAUAUCAGUAUUUGUGUGUGAGAGAGGAAAAGAAGAGUUUGUGUGAUACUUUUUGUCUGUGUGUGUGUGUGUGUGUUUUACCACGGAAAGUUAGGUGAUAUCCUGGCGAAAACUAUUUACUUUUUAUCAACGACGGCCUCAUUAGCCCGCUCCUUGAUGCUCCCCGUCACCAUGGGAACCAUCAAAGAUGGAGGACGGCGGCGGCCUCAGCUCUGGUCUGGUCAAAAAAAACAAGAAAAAAAAAAAAAAGAAGAAGAAGAA
Oryzias melastigma (Indian medaka) is the source of this 10231-nucleotide messenger RNA. Its product is annotated as kalirin. Gene Ontology annotation, molecular function: guanyl-nucleotide exchange factor activity; protein binding. Bases 444 to 7514 code for a protein of 2356 amino acids. Gene Ontology annotation, cellular component: cytoplasm. The record is from RefSeq and is a predicted model, not a curated record. The transcript has 57 exons. NCBI's taxonomy places the organism in Eukaryota, Metazoa, Chordata, Actinopteri, Beloniformes, Adrianichthyidae.